UUUUUUUUUUUAGAAUCUGCUCCACGUAUUAUUGCGAACAUCGAUGUAGGGGAAUCUAAUAAAUUCUUAAAUAUUGUAUAGAAAAUCCAUUAAAAAUUUUAAGUGUUCUAUUUGAGAGUUAAAAUUACAUACGUAUAAUGUUUGUAAAUUUGAAAAACAAAAUAAUCGAAGAAGUUAAAGCAGCUCAGGCUGCUGUCUCUUCAUCUAAUAGCACAACGCCCAGUGGUUCCGAAUCCACUGCAACCACUAACACCAACAAUGAAAAUUUUUUUAGUAUAACAGAAGAAGAUACACCACAAAAUUCCCCUUUAAAACCAAUGAGACUGCCUGGGAUUAGGGGUAAAGCGGGAGCACAGUCUUUAAAUAAUGGAACAGGAGCCAUACAAAGGGCGCGUAAAUUGUCCAAUUCUUCGAUGGCAAGCGAUGUCUCAUUUCGUCUUCCCGCUUACGAAGGGGCACCGAUUUAUCAUCUUCAAUCGGAUUUGGAUGAAUCAGGUAGUGAACUGGGUGACACCAAUUCAUCAGCCAAAUUGGACGUUGUUACUAAAGAACAACUUUUCGAUGCUUAUCGCAGAUCUAUUGAUAACUAUAAUAAAUAUCGCAGCCGUUAUAUGGAUUUAGCCAAAAAAUAUAAGGAUUUAGAACGGGACAGUAGUAAAGCUAGGUCGGUAUUGAUAGAAACUCAAGAGAAGGCAAUACGACGCAUUAAUGAAUUGCGUGAGCAAUGUGCAUUGGAGCAAGAGGCUAAAGCACACCUGGAAGAAGCUCUACGUGUUGAAAUGGACGAUAUGGAAUGUAAAAUGCAAGCCUAUCAAACCAAAUUAAAGUUAUUGGGUGAAAAUCCGGAAAAUAUAGCCGCUGCAUUGGCAGCUCGUCUUGACAAUGGUAAAGAAUUAAUCGACUUGAACGAAGAACGAAAUUUACUCGAUAAAGAUGUCGCCAUUAAUGGCGAAGACUCGAAGAAGAAGCUCAAUAACUUAGAAGCUUUGCUUGAAGAAAAAGAUCAAAAGAUUAAAGAACUUGGUGAGAAAUUUGAUUUAUUGCGUAAACAAGAAGACGAGAAUUCUUUGCUGUUAGCUCAAACGAAAGCAGCUAUACACUUGGAGUUGGAAAAUAAAGAAGCUCAAGUGAAGAAACUUACAGAAAAUUUGAAGCAGUUACAAAACGAUUUACUUGCAGCUAGAAAAGAAGAAAAGCACUCUGGUAUUCUAAUCGAAGAGUUGAAUGAUUUGAAGGAGAAACUCAGGCAGACACAGUUAUCAAAACAAGAAUUGGACGCCAAGAUUAUAGCCACCGAACAUAUGCUGAAUCAGUUUAAGGAGAAACAACUGGACAAAGAUAAGGCCAUUAAAGCAUUGGAAGAUAAAUUAAAACUAGUAACGAAAGAAAAUGAGGAAAAAUUGCGAGAACUUACUAAUCAAAACAAUCAACUUAAUGAGAUAAUACAACAAUAUCGACAAAAUGAAGUCUCGUUAGCGGAAGUCGACAACGAACUAAAUAGAACGAAGAAUGAAAAUGACGAUUUAAAGAGAACUAUGCAAGAGCAUCAACAGAAACUUGAACAAAUGGAACGUGAAUGUAAAGAUAAUAUAAAAUUACAAGAGAAAGCCAAUGAGGAAUUACUGGCACAAGCUAAUUGUAAAAUUCAAGAUUUACUUAAUCAGCUUGAAGCGGAAAAGGCAAGUAGAGAUAGUGCCAAACGUAAAGCUUUAGAUUUGAAAGAACAGUUAGAGAACAUUGAAGCUAAGAAUGAAAAUGAAACGAAAUUAAAACUUGAAGAAUUAACUAAAGAAUUAAAUGAAGUGCAAGAGCUUUUGAAAGUAAAAGAGAAAGAACUGAAAAUCUUAACCAAAAAAUCAUCGAAAAAUGAAAAAUAUCACGAAAAUCAAAUUGAGAAACUGCAAAUGGAUUUGCAACAGCAAGAGCAACUACUGCAAACAUUGGGGAACGAGCAUAAGCAAAAAGAAGAACAGGGGGACCGAGAGAAACAAGAGCUGAGACAGCAGGUGAAUAGCAUAUUAAAUGAGAUUUCACAAAUGGAAAACCAAAUGGAAUUAGUGAAGCAAUCACACAACGAGUUGGAAUCGGAGAAACAUUUAUUGGAGGAAAAAAUCGAAUUAAUGAAUCAGCAAAAUCUUAAUUCCAAUGAAGAUUCUUUACAUUGGCGUGAAUUGCUUAAAGAAGUCGAACAAAAGUUACGCGACACUGAGAGUAAAUUGCAAGCAGUAUUAAGCGAACACACCCAGUUGGCGGAAAAAAACUGUUUACUCGAGGAAAACACACACCGCUUAGAGAAAUUAUUAAGCGAAAGGCAACGUCAAGAUGCUUCUACUGAGGAGGCUUUAGUUAGCGAAUUGCGUUUGAAGUUGGAAACCAGUGAAAACUCUCUGCAAAAACUGAAUGAAAAAAUGUCAGAAGUCUUGGAUGAGAAUUCCCGGUUGCAUAAUAAUCAAGAAUUAAACGAGCACGAUCAGCGUACCUUACAAGAUAAAUACGAUACUUUAGAGAAAGAAAAAUUUUGUUUAGAUGAUAGCAAAAAAAGUUUAGAAAAUGAUUUGAACGAAUUAAAAGCAAGCCUUAAUGAAGAAAUUGAUAAAAAUCGAGCCCUUACUCAGCAUUUGCAAGAAAAACAAAACCAAAUUGACAAUAAUCGCGAGGCUGGGAAGAAGAAACUCGAAGAAGAACUAAUAUUAAAAGAUAAAUUAAAUCAAGAGUUAGUUGAACUUAAGGAACAAAUGCUGGAAUCCUACAAGCUAAAGGAAGAAUUAAAUAGGUUUAAGCAAGAAGAAAAAGAGAAGGAAUUAGAAAAAAUGGGCUUAAACGAGAAACUAGAGAAUUAUAAGAAACGUUUAGAAGAAUAUGAAAAAGAUAAUGCCGAAUUAAAAAAUUUCAUAAAAGAACUGGAAGAAUUGAGAAACAAUGUCAAGAAAUUGAAUAUCGAAAAAAAAAAUUUAUUUCAAGAAAAUCAACAAAAAACUGAAAACAUGAAUAAGUUAAACAAAGAAUUGCAAGAUUUUUCCGUGGAAGCUGAAAAACAAAAGGAAUUUAUUAAAAAAUUAACAGAAGACAUUUCAAAUCUUCAAAAGCAAAAUGAAACCGAAACAGAUGAAAAACAGAAACUGCUAAAAUUGAUUAAUACUUCGCAAGAACAAUUAAAUGAUUGGCAAAGAAAGUUUGCGGAUAAAAUGACAGAACUUGAGAAAGCUCAAGAAAAAAUCAAUAAACUUCACGUUUACCGUUCAACCAAUGAACAAUUGGAAAUCGAAUGCGAAUACCUUAACAGACAUGUAAAGCAAUUAGAGGCCGAGUUAGCUAAACAUAAUGAAAAUAUAAAAUUAAAAGAUUCCGAUUCUGAUGAACUUAAAGACAAACUCAAAUCGCUGCAGUGUGAACUCUAUGUACUUAAGGAGAGUCAAGAGCAACAUGAAUUGCAAAAAUCGGAAAAAGACAGAGAACUACUAGAAUCGCAAAAACAAAUCAAAUCGUUCGUAGAGCAAUUGGAACAAGUUAAACAGGAAUUACAAAGGCAAACAGAUCAUGUUAAAUAUAUUACCGAACAAGAUGAUACAGUAAAAGCCGAAUUACUUCAAACGCAAACUAAACUAAAAGAAUUGGAAAAUAAUUAUGAACAAAAAUGUAAAGAAUUGGAUGAGAUAAAAAUUGAAACAAGUGAUUAUAAUCAAAAAUUCGAAAAUAUACGAAAAGAACGGGAUGCUUUACAUAAAGACUUAGAGAAUAAGCAAGUCUUACUUCAAGAUUUCGGCAAAUUCAAAUUGGACUUAGAAGUACCACAACCGAUAAAUGUGAUAAGGAAAAGAAGUCUAGAUUUAUCACCUACGAGUAGCAAAAAACAUAAUUCUCAAGCUGAGGCCGAACGUUUGCGUCAAAUCAAUGCAACUCUGCAACAAGAAUUGGAAGAACUUAAACACAAAUCUUCCACUGAAAUAAUCACUUUACAGCAGGAUAUUGAAGAUUUACAAACAACGAAUAAACAAAUGGCCGAUCGUAUCAUGGAUUUAGAACGUUUGAAAGCCGGUUUACAGGCUCAAAAAUUAUUCGGAAUAGACAAUAAAUCGGCUAUGGAAGAGGUUCAAAUGAACGAUGAUAAUUAUUUAUCAAUAACUGAGAAAGAGGCUUUAGAAGCCAAGCUUAAAAAUAUAAUGGCCGAAGUACAAGACGUCUCCAAUCGUAAUUUGUUUCUAGAGAACAAAUGUGAAAACUAUUUAAUACUGGAACAAUCUAACGAACGAUUAAAAUUGCAAAAUGCAAAACUUUCAAGGCAAUUAGAUGAAACAUUGGUAUCAUUACAACAUAGCGAUGGCAUUACCGCCAAUACCGAAUUUGAGUACUUACGUAAUAUUAUGUUUCAGUAUUUAACGGGUUCAGCAAAUGGAAAUAAUGCGACAUUGGUUAAAGUUAUAUCGGCUGUUUUGAAGUUUUCACCUCAACAAACCCAAGUAGCUUUAGAAAAAGAACAUCAAAGGCGGUCUUUGUAAAACCAUUGUAGCGGCACAUCAGUAAAUAUCCUACACCAACCUAUAUUGAUUGAAGGCAUUGUAUGAGAAGUGGUUCGAUCCUGAACAUUUUCAAUAGCCUUCGUCUUAGGGCCAAAAUCCGCCAGUAUUCCAAAUUCCAUCAAAAUUGUUCGAAAGUUGUGGUAGGUGCAGUUUGGAUACAUGAGAACAUACGCAUGGACAGACAGGCUAAGAUCGAUUUAGAAAAGGAUUUUGAAUUGAUCGGCAUAAUAAAAGGUGGGUCUAUCUCUAUUUUGUGUAACGGCUAUGUCUGAAAAUCCUCACUGUCUGUAUCGAACGACUCACUUUAUUAUUUUUAGGCCUAAUCUUAAGUGCCGCUUGAAGAGGAUCGGUGUUUGUGGUGACUGACGCACAUGUCAUGGGUGAACUAUCUAGUUUGUGAGACUAGGGGCCUUUUAAAGUUCUGUCCCUUGCACAUCCUUCAGGCGAUUACAUGUAGAAGAAAUACACGUGUUUUACCUUUAUAGGAACAAACGGAGGGACGAAAACUACCUACCUUAUGAGCAGAUCAUAGGCCCCGGGCGUUGCUGUACCCUACCCUACCACCUAUGGUCUCCUUCGAUCCAUGAUUUGCGAUGGGACGUUGCAUACAUCUGUACGAUCUUAAUGUAUCCUUGUCCUCAAGUAGUGUGGGAAACGAAGUAAUUAUAUCGUGGUCCUACAAGAUUCGGAGCUAGAACAAGGGAAGAUAUAAGGUUUUUAGUAUUAGAGCUUAGAUCAGCCCUAUUAACAGAGGCAAUUGCUUCGAUAUUUGAAAAUUUGAAUUUAAUGCGGUAAACAUAUUACGCCAACUUUAGUGUGAUGGGCUAAAUUGGGAAUGCCCCUGGCUUAUUAUUACAUAACCAUUACGAUGUGAUUCAAGCUAUUCAAAGAAAGAUUUCAAAAUUUUCGCUUGUCAUACAACUUUAUAUUGUAUAUUUGUAAAUAAAUAUUUCAAGGUCUAAACUAUUACCAAAAACACUGCAUUCUGCAUGAAAUUUCCUUAACUUUAAAUCGUUUGUUUUGUGGCUUAAUUAAGAAACAAAAAAACAUAUUUCACGGGCCGCCGAAUACCCAUCCUUUUAGUAUGACUUGUUAUUGAGUGACCGCACUCGCUCUUUUCGCAUUCAGUUUGAAGCGGCUUUUGCUUUUUUUGACUUUAUAUGUAGAUGCAUGUUGAAUGAUCGAAUGUGAAAAGAUUUCAGCCUUAUUUCAUUUCUUGGUAUUUCGCUACAAACCACUUGCGGUACGAGGGCAUGUUAAAUUUGUCCCGAUGUAUGCAACAUCCAAAAAUAUUUUAGAUAGACUCGCCCUUUUAUAAUACCGAUUGGCUCACAACGUGAUUUUAGGCUUACCUGACCAUCUGAUGUCUGUCUACGUAUUUUCGUUUUCAAUCUGAGAUAUUUUGAUGAAAUUUGGUACACUGG
Molecule: messenger RNA, 5941 nt
Organism: Glossina fuscipes
Lineage: Eukaryota; Metazoa; Arthropoda; Insecta; Diptera; Glossinidae
Gene: Golgin245
Product: myosin-11
Exons: 8
Coding region: 138-4496 (1452 amino acids)
Biological process (GO): Golgi vesicle transport
Cellular component (GO): Golgi apparatus
Molecular function (GO): small GTPase binding
Source: RefSeq, a predicted model, not a curated record